Meloidogyne enterolobii is the source of this 498-nucleotide messenger RNA. The record is from the annotation of a GenBank genome assembly. Lineage: Eukaryota; Metazoa; Nematoda; Chromadorea; Rhabditida; Meloidogynidae.
GGAAAAAUGUCAAUGCUAGCUGAGCCUAGACGAAAACAACGAAUUAGUGUUGACCCACAAAAUUUAAAUUGGGUAAAUAAUGAAAAAAAUUUUGGAAAGAAGUUGAUGAAACAAAUGGGCUGGAAAGGUGGUGGAUUGGGGCCUGAAGGUGUUGGAAUUAAGGAUUGUGUUAAAACAAAGGCUAAUAAUGAUCAGAGAGGACUUGGAUCAACCAAAGAUUAUUGUGUUCCCCAUCAUGAUGAAUAUGCAAAAAUUUUGGAAGAUUUGAAUAAAGCUAGGGAAAAUAAAAAAGAAAAUGCUUUUGAAAAAAUUAAAAAGAGGAAAAAAGAAGAAAAAUCUGAAAAUAAAUUAAAUAAUUUUGAAGAGGAUAAUGAAAUGAGGAAUAAAAAUAGAGAAAGGAAGAGAAAAACUGAGGAGAAUUGUAUGGAUUUACAAACAAAUAAUCUUACAAUGGAUCAAUAUUUUGCUCAGAAAAUGGCAAAACUAAGAAAAAAGUAA